Messenger RNA from Linnemannia hyalina, 516 nucleotides. Lineage: Eukaryota; Fungi; Mortierellomycota; Mortierellomycetes; Mortierellales; Mortierellaceae. The record is from the annotation of a GenBank genome assembly.
AUGGCAGCCCACAACUGGAAGUUUGACUUUGCAACCUCAGAACCAAAGCGUCCUAUCGUUGACCCACCAGGAUUUUCUGGAUUGAAGGACGUCGCAUCAAAGAACCAGGGAAACCGCGGCCCAGUGGUCGACAACGAGUUGUUGAAAGUCAAGAAAGCUUGGGAUGUCGCAUUGGCGCCAGGAAAGCAAUUGCCUAUGCAGGCGUUCAUGCUCUGGAUGAGUGGAAACAGUGUUCAGAUCUUCUCUGUCGCCAUUACCGCUAUGCUCAUGUUCUCGCCUAUCAAAGCGCUCAUGUCCAUGUCCCAAGUGUUUGAGAGAUACGAGACCCCUUCGCCUGUGAAGGUCAGCUUCAUGGACAGCAAGUUGGCCCUACCCAAGGUGACCUUUGUCGCCCUCCAGCUGUUGACUAUUCUCUUUGGAAUGUACAAGUUGAACGCGAUGGGACUGCUUCCUACCUCACACUCAGACUGGCUGGCAUUCAUGGAUCCCAAAACGCCUCUUGAAUACGCCGCAUAG